UUGGACUCCGGCUGUCAGAGCGCAUGUAAAAUCUUUUGGGGUUGAAAUAAUCAUUCGCGGGCCUCUUAUAAAUACUGUUUGAAAACAUUUUUUGUUAACAUUUCAGUGAAGUGAUGUAAAGAACGUAUCAUUUUUUUAUUACUUUUAUUGAUUAACAAGUGUUUGAUUUCGGUUUACAUUAAACUACAAUUUAUUGACGGUCGUGGCGGCUCGCCCUAGUGAAAUUUUUGAGUUGAACCCCUUAUAUGUAACACUGAUACUGCACUUAUAUUUAUUGAUAUUGUCUGUAUUUUUACAUUUUGUGUUCAUUAUUAAAACUUAAAAAAUGAAUGUCGAAGUUACGCCGAACUAUUCUUACGUCUUUGAUUUCGAAAAUGAAUUUAUUCAUCAAGAAACGAGAAAUUGGAUGACUAAAAAUUGGACAUGGGGCUUUUAUUAUUGUGGAAUCUACAUGCUUGUAAUUUUUGGGGGACAACAUUACAUGCAAUCACGGCCAAGAUUUGAGCUCCGGGGCCUUCUGACAGUAUGGAAUGCUGGCCUAGCAAUGUUUUCGAUCGCUGGUGCCUGCCGGACAGCUCCUGAACUUCUCCACGUGCUGACGCACUACGGAUUGUUCCAUAGCGUCUGCGUACCAAGCUUCAUCGAACAAGAUCGUGUAAGCGGCUUUUGGACAUGGUUGUUCGUGCUGUCUAAACUCCCCGAGUUGGGCGACACUUUGUUCAUAGUUUUGCGCAAGCAACCGCUAAUCUUCCUACACUGGUAUCAUCACAUAACCGUUUUACUUUAUUCCUGGUUCUCCUACACCGAAUAUACUUCAAGUGCAAGAUGGUUUAUUGUGAUGAACUACUGUGUGCAUUCCGUCAUGUAUUCAUACUUCGCACUUCGCAGUUUACGUUUGGCUCCACCCAGGUGGUUUGCGAUGGUAAUCACAUCAUUGCAGUUAAUUCAAAUGAUAGUGGGUUGUGCUAUCAAUAUCUGGGCGCACGGUUUUCUACAGACGGCUGGUACCGGUGCUUGCCACAUUAGCCCGAUGAACAUCAAGCUGUCCAUUGCGAUGUAUUUCAGUUACUUCGUACUAUUCGCGCGCUUCUUCUACAAAAGUUAUCUGGGCGAAGGCGGCAAACAUGCCGCAAAAUCGCAAUCCCUUCAGUCUCGGUCGGAGUACGAGCAUAAUAAACUCAAGGCCCACUAACCGUGCAAAUGUAGACGCUGGGGCGUUUGAAAUUGUAUGGCUGAUUAUUUAGCGUGAAUGAAUAUUGAGUGAAUUAUGUUGGUGCAACUAUUGGGCUCAACAGAAUAUUUGAAAAAUUCAAAAUAGGAGAAUUGGUUAAUUGUUGACUAAUAUUAAUACAACUAUUUUCUCCGCGUGUUACAUGAACCUCAGACAAAAAGUUUCGUGGACGUGUAUUUUUAUAAUAAAUUCAUCCUUUUUGGUGUCACUACAUGAUUUGCCUUCAAUAUUUGCAUACUAUGUGGCUGAAAUAUCUAAAUAUUUCAAAUUGCACAGUCAAAUCGUAUGAAUACGCUACAUUUUUUUCUUAAAUUAACACUCAAUAAAGAAGUAUUUUAUUCCUUAUAUAAAUUUUUAUGAAAAAGCCUUACAAUCUUACCUGAAUUCAUUCAUUAUUAAUAAUUAUUAAGUGGUAAAAAACAAGAAGGUUAUAAGAUAAGAACAAGACAUUUCAAAUAUAGAAUACUUAUUAGGCUUAGAAUGUAUUUUUGAUGAAUAAUAAAUUAUCAAGUUACACAAACAUUGAAGAUGAAAGCGUUUAAAAUAUGCGUCCCGUUGAAGCUUUCCGCAGAAACAAUUGUUUCAAAAGUAGGAAAUUGUAUCUUACAAAUUUUAAAUAUCUUUAAAAUAUGUCUGAGUUUUUCAAAACUGCCUGUGUUUAUAUUCAUUUCCAUAGUAUAAUCUUAAAGUUGCCAAUUUGCCUAAAGUAUGUUUUAAAUAGAAUAAAAUUAAUAAUAUAUGUAUCACAUAUAUUAAUAUGUUCACAAAGAUAUAAAAGAAAUGAAAU
Messenger RNA from Ctenocephalides felis (cat flea), 2018 nucleotides. It is a transcript of the gene Baldspot, whose product is annotated as elongation of very long chain fatty acids protein 6. The record is from RefSeq and is a predicted model, not a curated record. The transcript has 4 exons. NCBI's taxonomy places the organism in Eukaryota, Metazoa, Arthropoda, Insecta, Siphonaptera, Pulicidae. Gene Ontology annotation, cellular component: endoplasmic reticulum membrane. The coding region runs from base 326 to 1192 and encodes 288 amino acids. Gene Ontology annotation, molecular function: fatty acid elongase activity. Gene Ontology annotation, biological process: fatty acid elongation, monounsaturated fatty acid; fatty acid elongation, polyunsaturated fatty acid; very long-chain fatty acid biosynthetic process.